CCCAGCAGUUCUUUCUUGUCAUUUUGUGUCGCCAUUAGCCACAUAGUCCAAGUGCAAGUCAGGUUAAAUCUGAAUAUAUUAUUUUAAAAAUAGCGAUGUCGAAAGGCGGAUUUAUAUGUUUAUAACUUUACAAAUAAACGUGUAUCAGUAAUUAGUCGUUUUAAUGCACUGAGAAGAAGCUAACAUUAUUAACGAUUUAGCUAGCUAGUUAGCUAGCAAAGGUUAGCAAGGUGCUAACCGCUUGUCUCCUAACAGUAGCGGAACUAGCUGCUUGUACGAGUCAGCAAGCUAACUUGGUGCUGGUGCUGCAGACCCGGCUGCUUCGGUCACUGCCCGGCUGUGAUAUAACUUGGUUAUACUCGUGCAUUUGCAUUCAGUAGAAGAACCCGUAGUUUGGAUUUUAAGUUCACUUUCGAUAAAGUUGCAAGCUUGCUAGCUAACAUUGGCUAUGGUAGUUGGCUUGCUUGGCAAGUUUCUUUGCUUAGAGUAGUUUAGUGGGCAAGCUAACGUUAGUCUGCCAGCCAAACACAUUAGCCAACAGCAAGCAGCGUGGCCUGAAUAUCAAAUACAAGCUCGUGGAUUGACAGAGUAUUCUAAAAGUAAUACGUAGCUCCCAGCCUGUUAUUUGAUCAGUUUGGAUAAAAUCGUGCCUGUGUUGGAUUUUUGUUGAUGGUGGACUACUCCGAAUGUUAAGAAGACUUUUCGUUUCCGGCGGAGCUGGCUUGACACCGCUCAUCUUCAACUAAGUUCUCUGCCACCCACCCGUGGUGAGAGUGUGCAGGACUUGACUUGGAUAUUUGAAUUUCUGAGUGGAGUUUGGACAGAGCACUAUGUCCGAGGGUGAGGGAAAACCCACGCAGGGCACUGCCCCAGCAUCAGCGCUGGACACCAAGCCCGAGUCCGUGGCCUCUGCCCCCAGCGCCAGUCAGGUCUCGCCCCCGGUCUCCACGGUGAAUCAGGGCCCACCUGCAGCUGCCACAGAAGACGAGGAAGAGGAGAGUGAGGAUGAAUCUGAGAUCCUGGAGGAAAGCCCCUGUGGCCGCUGGCAAAAGCGCAGGGAGGAGGUGAAUCAGCGCAACGUUCCUGGCAUUGACAACGCCUACCUGGCUAUGGACACUGAAGAGGGCGUGGAGGUGGUAUGGAAUGAGGUCAUGUUUUCCGAGAGGAAGAACUUCAAACUGCAGGAGGAGAAAGUGAAAGCGGUGUUUGACAACCUGAUCCAGCUGGAGCAUCUGAAUAUCGUAAAGUUCCACAAGUACUGGGCUGAUGUGAAGGAGAACCGAGCUCGGGUCAUCUUCAUCACAGAGUACAUGUCCUCAGGGAGCCUCAAACAGUUCCUCAAGAAGACCAAGAAGAAUCACAAGACCAUGAACGAGAAGGCCUGGAAGCGGUGGUGCACCCAAAUCUUGUCUGCCCUCAGUUACCUGCACUCAUGUGACCCUCCCAUUAUCCAUGGCAACUUGACCUGUGACACCAUCUUCAUCCAGCACAACGGUCUCAUUAAGAUCGGAUCAGUGGCCCCUGACACAAUCAACAACCAUGUGAAGACGUGUCGAGAGGAGCAGAAGAGCUUGCAUUUCUUUGCUCCAGAAUAUGGAGCGGUUGCUGAUGUCACCACAGCUGUCGACAUCUAUUCCUUUGGAAUGUGCGCCUUAGAGAUGGCUGUGCUGGAGAUCCAAAGCAACGGGGAGUCGUCUUACGUCUCGCAAGACGCCAUCAACAGUGCCAUUCAGUCCUUGGAGGACCCACUGCAACGGGAAUUCAUCCAGAAGUGUCUGGAGAUGGACCCUGCUAAGAGGCCUACAGCACGCGAGCUGCUCUUCCAUCAGGCUCUGUUCGAAGUGCCUCUGCUGAAGCUGCUCGCCGCACACUGCAUCGUCAGCCACCAACACAUGAUCCCUGAGAACGCUUUAGAGGAGAUGACCAAGAACAUGGACCUUAACCUGGUCAUUGUGGAGAGCAGUCCUUUAUCUGUCCAGUUAAAGCUUUCCCAGUUUCCUGCCUUGGAGUUGGAUAAGUUCCUGGAAGAUGUGAGGAAUGGCAUCUACCCCCUGACGGCGUUCGGAGUGCCCUGCCCUCAGCAGCCCCAACAAGAGACAGUCAAGUCCCCCAUCGUACCCCCGUCGGUCAAGACCCCAACGCCCGAGCCUGCCGAGCUGGAGACCAGAAAGGUCCUACAGAUGCAGUGCAAUAUUGAGCCAGUGGAGGAAGGAGCCAAGCAUCAUUUGACCCUGUUGCUAAAACUGGAGGACAAGCUGAACAGGCAUUUAAGUUGUGACUUAUUACCACAUGAAAAUGUGCAGGAGCUCGCCGUGGAGUUGGUUCAGCUUGGCUUCAUUAGUGAGGGGGAUCAGUUGCGUCUCGCCUCCGUGCUGGAAGAAGCCUUCAGUAAAUUCUACAGUCGCAACGGCUCCCUGAACCCCGUCACUGUGUCCUCGUAGCAGAAGGGGCCUGUUAAAGACGCCCAGCUGCCCACCCUCCCUUCCCGUUGCCCUAGUCCACCUAUCCUCCAUGAGCCCUUCCAAUAUCGCCUCUCGCUGCAAGCCUCCAGCCCACCCAGGAGGAAGGACACCGGCAUGCUCCAUCGCCCCAUUGGAUUAUGGGAGAAAUUGCUUUGCAGGGGGGGGGGCUUCAGGGGUGGGGGAAGCCACUCGUCAUGUGUGUGUGUUUACACCCCACCCCCGUGAGUGCAUGACACCCCCGCCCAUGAUGGCAUGAUGUCUUUCUGCGGCUGUAGAUCAGGACAGGGAAGGGAAAGGAGAGGAGGAGGAGGAGGGGGGUUUGGGUCCUUUUAUACGUUUGUUAUAUAUCUGUCAGUGUAGCUGUCCGCUUCUCUGUUUUAAAAGAAGAAAGCACCUUGGUUCUUAUUUAAAGUCAGUAUUACUUAUUGCUCUUUUUUGGACACAUGUUUUUUGACUUCUGAUAUCUUAUGGGAAUAGAUUUUUUUUUUGCAGAGUUGCUUUGAGUUGUGGGUUGCGUGCACCAUGCAAAUCACUCUCAAGUCCGCUCUCUCACUGUCGGUAACCGUGUGUGCAUGGUGUCAAAAAUGAACCAAGUAGUGAUCAAUCUGCAGUCCACUUCUCACACUCGUUCCCUACCUGAUUCUGCAAUGAGGAGUCAGUGUUAUUACUAUUUUUUUUUUUUCUUCCUUACAUAAUGCCCUAUCAGAGAGGCUUAAUUACCCUUCUUUUGGUGGGGGCUAAAAAAAAGAAAUUCCUGUGGUUGUAAUCAGACUGAACGGGAGAGAAGGAAAGAGAGAAAUGCUGAGAUAAAGGCGGUUUAUUUAUCUAUGUAGUCAUCAUAAGUGUUUUUUUUUUUUGUUUGUUUUUUUUUCACUUUUCAGCACUAUGUGGCUGUUUGUAUUUGAUUUGUAUUUGUUUGUAUUUUUUUCUAAUGUUAUGCUAUCUGUUACCGUAUAACGUUUCAUCUAAGUACAGUUUGAGCACAAGACCUGACUUGUUCCCCCUUUUGUCGGCAAGUUUACACCUUGCGUGUUUCUGUGCCUUCUAAGAUUUAAAAAAAACAACAAAAAAAACAGCCACCACUCCUAAUUCUACAUUCUUAACUGACUUAUUAGCAACCAUCUUGAAAUUGACUGUAUGCAAAAACGCGUUGACAUCUGCCAUCCACCUUAGGGCCUCUGAGUAGCCAGUACCUUAUGUGAAAAAAAAAAAGGUUUUCUAUCUAUAACAAACAUGCAUGCAUAUAGUACAUUUACCUUUGAUUUCACAGAUUGGUUAAUAAAAAAAUAGCCUCUUCCAAGUUGAACUAGAGGCAGGUACAAUGUUUUCUUGUGACCGGAAAGAGGCCUUUUGUUUGCUCUUGGUUCUCAGACAGAUAAAGGUGUUGGUUGUGGGUUGCAAGUGUCAUGCAUGCCCCAGUCACUGGGCGUUAUAUGAUAUCAACUGACGUCUUAUUGAAGGCUUCCACAAUAACACCCUGGCUUCAUAGGCUGCAAGACAUGCUCUUUGCUGGAAGAUCCAACUAGCUGCUAGUCUGCACUACUGUACUCUGUAAUUGUUAAGUGGAUAUAUUACUGUUUAAUGCCCUUAAAGGAGAGAGGGUUUACCUUCAAAUUAACAUUUCCGCUCACCUGGUUUGAUGGUAGGAAUUAGGUUUUAUAUUUCUGUGGAAAAAAAGAGCAGUUGACUAGUAGAAUGGCCAGGCUGUUCAUUUCUGUAUUUUACCAUCGGGAAGUAGUCCAGGUGUUUUGAAAUAGGAUGGAUGAAUAACAAAAAUCUUCCAAAUUAUUAACCUUAAUGGACUAAAAUUAUUUCAGUGACUGUGGGGAUCAGCCCAGAACUUCAACUAGGCUAAUGUCCUAACAUAUUCCCCUCAGAUGAUGCAAUCAAACAUUUUCUGCCUUCAAGUAAUGGGCUGUGAAAUUGAAAACCGUAAUAUUUCAUCCUAAUGAACUUGUCUAGUUACCGUGUAACCAGUGAAAUAAAUGGUCUGCCACACACAAAACACUGGCUUCAGAAGAAGUUUAUGUCUGGAGACCAUGACAUGCUUUUCCUAGAUUUGUUCUUUGUGGCCAGGAGAAGACCUGGAGGUCAUUGUCCAUUGUUAUCAAACGGAAAUGAGCUGACCAGUCUACAAGUGAGCCUCUUGCUCCAUUUUGUGGAAAGGGCAACCUGAGGGGUUUCAAAUGUUGGAAGAGUUUGUAGAAGCCAGUUUUCCUUUCAGGUGAAAUGCCUCGACAUAAGAAGGUACAAAAUGCACAAGAUCAAUUUGUUAGGCCCUAUUGAUACACAAGCCAACGGUUCCUUGAACAUAAGGAGGAAGGCGACAGACAGAGUUUUAACCAAAACCCACAUGAGUUCCCUCAAACCUGAAUGAACAUGCACAUAGGAUUCAUGAGAGCAUCCUGUAGAUCUGCAAUCUCCUAUGAUCAGAUUGGUCAAGGAGCUCUUUUUAAAAAAUCCUGAUUCUCUUCGCUGGUUUUCUGCAAUGUCUCUCAAUGUACAGUUGAAGUAUGUCAACCUACAUCACGCUGGGCAUAGCUUCAAAACCGCAUUUGUAAACCGUUCUCUUUUUUUUUUUUUUUUUUCAAUUGAACUAUUUUUUCUUGAAAUAAAUGUGACACUUAGAGCACUUCCAUUAUUCACUUUG
Messenger RNA from Alosa alosa (allis shad), 5112 nucleotides. It is a transcript of the gene nrbp1, whose product is annotated as nuclear receptor binding protein 1. Bases 831 to 2441 code for a protein of 536 amino acids. Gene Ontology annotation, molecular function: protein kinase activity; ATP binding. The transcript has 18 exons. The record is from RefSeq and is a predicted model, not a curated record. NCBI's taxonomy places the organism in Eukaryota, Metazoa, Chordata, Actinopteri, Clupeiformes, Clupeidae. Gene Ontology annotation, cellular component: endomembrane system; cytoplasm. Gene Ontology annotation, biological process: intracellular signal transduction; endoplasmic reticulum to Golgi vesicle-mediated transport; protein phosphorylation.